AUUUGAGUCAGCACCAGCGACAGCUCUGCAGUCCUCCUAUGUGGUACUGAUCAGGUGGUUGCAGAGCUUCAGCUCACAGCAACACAAUGCAGCUGAGCAGGCAAGCACAGCCCACAGCCAGAAACAGUUCCGACUCUCCAGAACAAGACGACCUUUAAGCUUUAAGUUUCCCAGAGAAAAUGAGAUGCUGAUAUUGAAGACGACACUACGGCUUUGAUGGAAUAUCAGAUAUUGAAAAUGUCUCUCUGCCUGUUCAUCCUUCUGUUUCUCACACCUGGUAUUUUAUGCAUUUGUCCUCUGCAAUGUAUAUGCACAGAAAGGCACAGGCAUGUGGACUGUUCAGGCAGAAACUUGACUACAUUACCAUCUGGACUGCAAGAGAAUAUUAUACAUUUAAACCUGUCUUAUAACCACUUUACUGAUCUGCAUAACCAGUUAACCCAAUAUACCAAUCUGAGGACCCUGGACAUUUCAAACAACAGGCUUGAAAGCCUGCCUGCUCAGUUACCUCGGUCUCUGUGGAACAUGUCUGCUGCUAACAACAACAUUAAACUUCUUGACAAAUCUGAUACUGCUUAUCAGUGGAAUCUUAAAUAUCUGGAUGUUUCUAAGAAUAUGCUGGAAAAGGUUGUCCUCAUUAAAAAUACACUAAGAAGUCUUGAGGUUCUCAACCUCAGUAGUAACAAACUUUGGACAGUUCCAACCAACAUGCCCUUCAAACUACAUAUCGUGGACCUGUCUAAUAAUUCUUUGACACAAAUCCUUCCAGGUACAUUAAUAAACCUGACAAAUCUCACGCAUCUCUACCUGCACAACAAUAAGUUCACAUUCAUUCCAGACCAAUCUUUUGACCAGCUCUUUCAGUUGCAAGAGAUAACCCUUUACAAUAACAGGUGGUCAUGUGACCAUAAACAAAACAUUACUUACUUACUGAAGUGGAUGAUGGAAACAAAAGCCCAAGUGAUAGGGACUCCAUGUUCUACCCAAAUAUCAUCUUUAAAGGAACAUAACAUAUAUCCCACACCUUCUGGAUUUACCUCAAGCUUAUUCACUGUAAGUGGGAUGCAGACAGUGGACACCAUUAACUCUCUGAGUGUGGUAACUCAACCCAAAGUGACCAAAAUCCCCAAACAAUAUCGAACAAAGGAAACAACGUUUGGUGCCACUCUAAGCAAAGACACCACCUUUACUAGCACUGAUAAGGCUUUUGUGCCCUAUCCAGAAGAUACAUCCACAGAGACUAUCAAUUCACAUGAAGCAGCAGCUGCAACUCUAACUAUUCAUCUCCAAGAUGGAAUGGUUACAAACACAAGCCUCACUAGCUCAACAAAAUCAUCCCCAACACCCAUGACCCUAAGUAUCACUAGUGGCAUGCCAAAUAAUUUCUCUGAAAUGCCUCAACAAAGCACAACCCUUAACUUACGGAGGGAAGAGACAACCACAAACGUAAAGACUCAAUUACCUUCUGUGGCAAAUGCUUGGAAAGUAAAUGCUUCAUUUCUCUUAAUGCUCAAUGUUGUGGUCAUGCUGGCUGUCUGAGGGUCUGCAUUUUCUGAAACUAAUGAAAGCACUCCUCCCUGAUGUACAGUUGGGAAAAUAUGUUCAUAUCUAACCAGUGAUUCAAGCUAUAUUAAGUAUUCAAGAAAGCCAGUCUUAACAUUUCUGACUCUGAUGUAAAUGAAGUAACUUGUCUUAAAUAAAAGAAAUGCACAAUGCCUUGGUACUUGCUGCUAUUUUACUGUCUUAAUUAAGUAAACUAAUGAGUUUCUUUUAUAAAAAAAUGUUUUCUUUUUAAGGCUUCAAUUUAUUGCACAAAAUAUAAAGCAUCUAAACUUUAAUAUGUAUUUUAUGUAUGUUUACACUGUCAAACAUCUGGAAAAUAAAAGGUCUAUGCUCA
Molecule: messenger RNA, 1897 nt
Organism: Macaca mulatta (Rhesus monkey)
Lineage: Eukaryota; Metazoa; Chordata; Mammalia; Primates; Cercopithecidae
Gene: OMG
Product: oligodendrocyte myelin glycoprotein
Biological process (GO): neuron projection regeneration
Molecular function (GO): protein binding
Source: RefSeq, marked provisional